This is a messenger RNA of Dromiciops gliroides (monito del monte), 942 nucleotides long. Its product is annotated as mitochondrial uncoupling protein 2-like. The record is from RefSeq and is a predicted model, not a curated record. Gene Ontology annotation, cellular component: mitochondrial membrane. Gene Ontology annotation, molecular function: oxidative phosphorylation uncoupler activity. NCBI's taxonomy places the organism in Eukaryota, Metazoa, Chordata, Mammalia, Microbiotheria, Microbiotheriidae. Gene Ontology annotation, biological process: response to cold; mitochondrial transmembrane transport; mitochondrial transport.
AUGGUUGCUCAGAAAACCAGCAUCGAAUCAUGGUUGGAUUUAAGCCCAACAGCCACCAACAAGUUUCUUGGGGCUGGCACUUCUGCCUGCAUCGCUGACCUCAUCACCUUUCCCCUGGACACAGCUAAAGUCCAGUUGCAGAUUCAAGGAGAGAGCUGGGGGGCCAUCCUAGCUUCCUCUGCCACUGCCCAGUAUCGGGGUGUCAUGGGCACCAUUCUGACCAUGGUGAAGACUGAGGGCCCUGGCAGCCUGUACAGUGGGCUGGUGGCUGGCUUGCAGCAACAGAAGUUUGCCUCUGUCCGCAUUGGCCUCUGUGACUCUGUGAAGCAGUUCUACACCAAGGGAUCUGAGCAUGCAGGCAUUAGGAGCCACCUCCUGGCAGGCUGUACCACAGGUGAACUGGCAGUGGCCACAGCCCAACCCACAGAUGUGGUAAAGGUACUUUUCCAGGCCCAGGCUCGUGCAGGUGGCAGCCGGAGAUAUCAGGGUACGGAUGCCUAUAAGACUAUCACCAGAAAGGAGGGCCUUCAGGGCCUAUGGAAAGGAACUUCACCCAAUGUUGGCCGCAAUGCUAUUGUCAAUUAUGCUGAGCUGGUGACAUAUGAUCUCAUCAAAGAUGCCCUCCUGAAGAUCCACCUCAUGAUUGGUGACCUUCCAUACCACUUCACAUCAGCCUUUGGGGCUGGCUUCUGCACCACCAUCAUUGCCUGCCAUGUGGAUGUGGUCAAGACAAGAUACAUGAAUUCUGUUGCGGGCCAGUAUGCCAGUGCUGGGCACUGUGCCCUAACCGUGCUCUGGAAGGAGGGACCCCAAGCCUUCUACAAAGGGUUCAUGCCUUCCUUCCUCUGCUUGGGAUCCUGGAAUGUAGUGAUGUUUGUCACCUACGAGCAACUGAAACGAGCCCUGCUGGCAGCUCACACUUCCCAGGAAGUUCAUUUCUGA